Messenger RNA from Oncorhynchus nerka (sockeye salmon), 3213 nucleotides. Its product is annotated as dipeptidyl peptidase 3-like. Lineage: Eukaryota; Metazoa; Chordata; Actinopteri; Salmoniformes; Salmonidae. The coding region runs from base 183 to 2474 and encodes 763 amino acids. Gene Ontology annotation, cellular component: cytoplasm. The transcript is spliced from 18 exons. Gene Ontology annotation, molecular function: metalloexopeptidase activity; dipeptidyl-peptidase activity. Gene Ontology annotation, biological process: proteolysis. The record is from RefSeq and is a predicted model, not a curated record.
GCGUUUGAAGAAAAUAAACACGUGAUCAAACUGAGCUUUGGACCUAAUUGAUCAGAUGAUAAUGUAACUUUGAAACGAGCAUCAGUACUGUACAUUGUUGUCGGAUCACUAGUGCUUUGAAAACGUAAUCGGAGCUCCGGUACCGAUCGUCCCAUCAAUAAAUAUACCACAAUCACUGCUGGAUGUUUCGUUGUAACGUGAUUCAAGGCUUGCGUAUUUGGAAGAGCUACACAUUCUCAGCUGUGAGCGUUGCGUUGAAAAGGAAGCCGCAAGCAUCAAGACUGUUGUUCACCAUGGUGGACUCUCAGUAUUACCUCCCCAAUGACAUUGGGAUCUCCGCGCUGGACUGCACUGAAGCGUUUCGCCUGCUGUCCCCUAGAGAACAGCUCUAUGCGCACUACCUCUCCAGGUCUGCCUGGUACGGAGGACUGGCUGUGCUGCUGCAGACCUCGCCCGAGUCUGCCUCCAUCUUCGUUCUCUUACAGAGGCUCUUCCGCAAGCAGCCACCAGCACAGCUGGGGAAUGUGGCUACUGCAGCUGGACUCAGUCCUGAGGAGUACCAGGCCUUUCUUGUUUAUGCUGCUGGUCUCUAUGCCAACAUGGGCAACUACAAGUCAUUUGGAGACACCAAGUUCAUUCCCAACCUACCCAAGGAGAACCUGAAGGCCCUUGUGUGGCAGAGCCAGGCUUUCCAGGACAGCCCCAGUGAGAUGGAGGCCCUGUGGGACAGCUGCUCCACCCUCCUCUACUCCCUUGAGGACAAACAGAAACAGCUGGGCUUGGGGGACAAGGGAAUCACCACGUACUUCUCGGGGAACUGUUGUUUGGAGGACGCCGAGUUGGCUCAGAAAUUCUUGGACUCCAAGAACCUGAGUGCCUACAACACGCGAUUGUUCAAGAAGAAAUCCGAAGGGAAGAGCUGCUAUGAGGUGCGCCUUGCGUCUGCUGUGCAGGAGGACUGUGCAGUGGAUGGGGAGGGGGAGACCAGGUGCGGCAGAUAUGACUUUGAGGACUGUGUCUUCACGGUUUCCAGGGGAGACUAUGAUCACCUCAUGAAGAAAGUGAGCGAAAAUCUGGAGAAAGCCAAGGACCACGCGGCCAAUGAGAACCAGAAACGAAUGCUGGAGGAAUAUUCGCGGAGUUUCACCUUUGGGUCCGUGGAGGCGCACAAGGAAGGCUCUCGUUUCUGGAUCAAAGACAAGGGGCCCAUUGUGGAGAGUUAUAUUGGCUUUAUCGAGAGCUACAGGGAUCCCUUUGGUUCCAGGGGAGAGUUUGAAGGUUUUGUUGCCGUGGUGAACAAGGCGAUGAGCGAACGCUUUGCUAAGCUGGUGAGCUCAGCCGAAGUGCUUCUGCCAGAGCUGCCAUGGCCAAAAGAGUUUGAGAAGGACCGCUUCCUCCUGCCUGACUUCACCUCCCUGGACGUGCUGACGUUCGCUGGCAGCGGCAUUCCAGCGGGCAUUAACAUUCCCAACUAUGACGAUAUCAGACAGUCGGAGGGCUUUAAGAAUGUCUCCCUGGGUAAUGUUCUGGCUGUGGCAUAUGCUACCCAGAAGGACAAGCUCACCUUCCUGGAUGAAGAAGACAAGGAUGUGUACAUUAAGUGGAAGGGGCCCUCCUUUGAGGUGCAGGUUGGCCUCCAUGAGCUGCUGGGCCAUGGCAGUGGAAAACUCUUUGUCCAGGAUGAGAAGGGAACUUUCAACUUCAAGCAAGAUAAUGUUCGCAAUCCUGAGACUGGAGAAAAGAUCACCACCUGGUACAAAGGCAACGAAACAUGGGACAGCAAAUUCUCCACCAUUUCUUGCUCCUAUGAAGAGUGCAGGGCCGAGUGUGUGGGGCUCUACCUCUGUCUCAACAAACACGUGCUCAGUAUCUUUGGCCAUGAGGGCGAGGAUGCAGAGGAGGUGGUGUACGUCAACUGGCUCAACAUGGUGCGCGCUGGCCUGCUGGGACUCGAGUUCUACACCUCCGAGAGCAAGAGCUGGAGACAGGCCCACAUGCAAGCUCGCUUUGUGAUCCUGCGGGUGCUCCUGGAGGCUGGCGAGGGGCUGGUGACCCUGAAGGAGAGCACAGGAAAAGAUGGGCGCCCAGAUGCCCUUAUAACGCUGGACCGCAGCAAGAUCCACACUGUGGGCAAGGGUGCCAUCGAGAGGUUCCUAUGCAAACUACAGGUCCUCAAGUCCACAGCCGAUGUGGAGGGAGGCAGAGCUCUGUAUGAGGGCUACUCGGCCGUGUCCGACGGUGGUUCUCACAACUUCCUGUGCCUGCGGGAGACGGUUCUCCAGCGCAAAGAGGCUCGCAAGAUGUUUGUUCAGGCCAACACAAGGGUCAAAGGUGACAGUGUGGAGCUCGUGGAAUACGAGGGCAGCGCGGCUGGACUGAUCUGCUCUUUCACAGAACGGUUUGCCGACGACGCCGAGGAGGUGGAGGCCCACCUGCUGGAGCUGAACAAGAGGGAUGCCCCCUGCUGGUUCUGAGUGAACGGUGCAGAUACACAGCCAGAGCAGCGCUAAGACCCAGACAUGCUGCCGUCAUGCCCACGCCCGCUCCUGACUGAGACACGCCCGGCCUGUGUGGACUUGUCAUAGGAAUUGAUCUUACGGUGCACUGUCAAAAUGAAUUUAGAAAUCAGUCGUGAGUGGAAUGCGCAGGUGGUUAUGGCUGUGAUUUAUGAGCCUGGAGACAUUCUUCGCCCUCAGAGGCACAGUUUGUAACUACAUUAAGCCCUUAUCGUUAUGCAGUUCUUCAUUUCCCUCUGACGGUAUCAGGAAGGAUAGGAACGGUGUAAGCUAUGUCAUGCAAAUUUGACAGCUGAAGGAACUCAAAAGUUCUUAGUGGUAGGAGCUUGGAGUCAGUUUGAAACGAGGCCAGGGUGUAGAAAAGAAAAGUGACUCAAGGGGACCAUACACGGUUCGCCAUCAACUAAUCUGUCAAUCAAGUCUAAACCAGUAUAUUAACCUUUUUAUGUCGACACAUUUCAAUUGCUGUUUUGUCUUAGAGAAAAUUGACAAUUUUUAUUUUUAAAGAAGUCCCUCCCAAUAAUACUACUCAUUGGGUAAGUUGUUUGUCCCUUGUGUCCAGGGCACUUGAAGCACUACUGUGACAUGGUCAAAAGCAAUGCAUUUGUGAAAGGGUAGACAGUACUGCAUAUUCUCUUGGUGAGGUUGGUAAGAAACAGCCUGUACAAAAAUAAAAUAUCAUUUUUUGUUCUUUUAA